CCUCUAAAUAGUUCCGCUGUGGUGUAAUUCGCGCGUGUAUUUGUAUUAUCUUUCUCGCUGAAUCGUGCUCUUGUUGUUUAAAAAAAGAUUUCGCUUCUGACAAUAUCACGGGCGUAAAAUAGCAAGUUCAUCGAUUCAUAUUAAGCGUGGCUGUCCGUUUUACCUGGACUCUGAUCGCGCCACGGAAAAUCGAGAUGGAUGGCUUGGCUUUAGCUCGAGGAUAGAGCGAUCAGAGGAUUAGUUCAGAAGGAUGCCACAGGCUGACAGAGUCUGGAGCUCUAAGAAACGGCUGGCCCCUGUGACUGGUGACGUAGCAGAUCGCUGGUUGUUUCGGAAAAGACAGAAAAGAUGCCCUUUGACCUCUUUAAGUCACUGCAGUAAGCAUAGACAACACGCCUGACGACCUCAUCUGUAGCAUCGAAGGCCUUAAAGACACUGAAAUCCGCCAAAACAAUGAAUAUUCUGUCUGCUGUAAUUGUGUUUGAGAACCUCCAUGAGGUCAAGAGGCUGUUCCACUGGGGUCCGAUCAUCGCGCUGACGGUCAUCGGCGUGUGCUCCUCCAUGGCCAUACUGGACUCCAUCAUCUGGUACUGGCCACUGGACACCACAGGAGGGAGCAUCAACUUCAUCAUGCUCAUUAACUGGACUGUCCUCAUUCUUUACAACUACUUUAAUGCCAUGUUUGUAGGCCCUGGUUACAUUCCACUGGAGUGGAAACCGGAGAAUCAACAAGAUAUUAUGUACUUACAGUUCUGUAGAUUGUGCCAAGGCUAUAAAGCACCUAGGUCACAUCACUGUCGCAAAUGUAACAGGUGUGUGAUGAAGAUGGAUCAUCAUUGUCCCUGGAUCAACAACUGCUGUGGUCACAUGAAUCAUGCGUACUUCACUAGCUUCCUCCUGCUUGCUCCACUGGGCUGCACACAUGCCGCGCUAAUAUUUAUCAUGACCAUGUACACUCAACUUUAUGAUCGGAUCUCAUUUGGCUGGAGCACAGUGAAGAUUGACAUGAACGCUGCUCGGCACAUCCACCAUCCCAUCAUGCCUUUCAGCAUUGCAGCAUUUGCAGCCACUCUCUUUGCACUGGGACUUGCACUGGGUACCACUAUUGCUGUUGGGAUGUUGUUUUUUAUUCAGAUGAAGGUGAUUCUACGAAACAAAACCUCAAUAGAAGCAUGGAUUGAGGAGAAAGCCAAAGACAGAAUCCAGUACUACCAAACAGGUGAAGACUUCAUCUUCCCCUAUGAUCUGGGCAGUCGAUGGGAGAACUUCAAGCAGGUGUUCACCUGGUCCGGGACCCCCAUAGGAGAUGGAAUCGAAUGGCCUGUUCAUGAGAAGUGUAACCAGUACACUCUAACCAUUGAGCAGCUGAAGCAAAAACAUGAUAAACGUCAGAGGAGUGUGGAGUACAGAGUGGUGGAGGACUACAAUGGCGCUUGUUGCCCUUUGGGAAAGGGACUAAACACUUUCUUCAGAACACCUUGUACAGAGGAACCCAGGAUCAAACUCACAAAGGGGGAGACCAUCUUUGCUACAAGAGGAACAAAGUGGUGGAUGUAUGGAGACAAAGUUUUGAAUGAGGAACAGGCUAAUGUUGGAGGUCGAAUUAGAGGAUGGUUUCCGCGGCGCUGUGUUGAAAAGUGUCAUUAUGACUCGGCGAAUAAUUCGGCAAGUGAAGAAAAGAAAGAGCAAUGAUACAGAACUCUAGAUAUUUCAGAGCUCGCUUUAAAAAGAGGACCUAAUAUUAGGGCCUGAACCCUGCUGAGAUGCACAUUUCUUUCUGAUACUUUUGUAAAGCUGUUCAAUGGCACCAGCGCUAAGUGUUGAAGCAAACUGAUAGUGACAGAUGCCUCAAAGUUAUUAACUUGCAUUACUUAAUAGCGUUUCAUUUCCAAAGAGCAGCUGCCAGAGAAACUGUCAGAUAAGAACGAAAAAGGGGUUUGUUAAAAUGGGAUUGGGGCAUGUGGCAGCAUAUUCUUUAAAAGGGGUUAUUAAGAUGUCUACUUGAAACUUAUUUCUUCUUCUUGCCUUUCUCUUACUCGCUUGCUCUCUCUUGUUUAUUGAUGCCCAAACUGAUUAUGCAAAGCUUUUUCCAGUUGUACCAAGGUCUUUGUCGUGCAAAUUGUCUGAAUUGUUUAUAUAAAUGAAACGACAAUUCGGUUUUAUUUUUGACGGCUUACUUUUUUGUAAAACUGAUGUCAACCUCGCUGAAGUUCUCAGAGACAAAUAAUCAGCCGUGAUCUGUAUAGUAAUUUCCUAAUUUAAUUUUCUUCGUAUUUUUUAAUGGAAAGCAACCACAAAAUUCGUUUCUACUCAACAAAGCACCUAUGUAAACAUAAUUGUUGUUGUUUUUUUUAAUUGAUGUAUUGGCAUUAAUGUUUUACAUUUUCUUGCUUGGGACAAAAAAAAAAAAAAGUACAUUCUUUGGUAUUCAUUAAAUCUUUAAAAGCUGU
Molecule: messenger RNA, 2450 nt
Organism: Carassius auratus (goldfish)
Lineage: Eukaryota; Metazoa; Chordata; Actinopteri; Cypriniformes; Cyprinidae
Product: palmitoyltransferase ZDHHC6-like
Exons: 11
Coding region: 454-1692 (412 amino acids)
Molecular function (GO): protein binding; palmitoyltransferase activity
Source: RefSeq, a predicted model, not a curated record